AUGCUUCGUUUCUCGUUUCCCGGCGAGUCCGCAUUGCAAUCCAUCAAGAUGGAGGAAGCCUCUGGUUGCAACGAGCGUGAUUUUGAAUACACAUCUGCCGACAAACGAGAUGUUUGCACAGAGUCGGUGAUGCCUGCAAGAAGAGAUUGUGUGGGCGAUGGCUUCUAUCAAACCAAAUUCUCUGCACAAAAGAGCGAGGCGCUGAAGUGCGUCCGUGUGAUGAGAAUGGAUCAUGGAACAGAGAACAACUUCCCCGGGACCCGGCCCAUGUGGAGAUCUCGGCUCAUUCUUCCGUUGGCUGAUCUUGUUAUGUAUGUACAUCGCUAUUUGGGGUUUACAGGCCAUUUCAGCUGA
Neurospora tetrasperma FGSC 2508 is the source of this 354-nucleotide messenger RNA. RefSeq lists its product as uncharacterized. The record is from RefSeq and is a predicted model, not a curated record. NCBI's taxonomy places the organism in Eukaryota, Fungi, Ascomycota, Sordariomycetes, Sordariales, Sordariaceae. Bases 1 to 354 code for a protein of 117 amino acids. The transcript has 4 exons.